Molecule: messenger RNA, 608 nt
Organism: Haliotis rufescens (red abalone)
Lineage: Eukaryota; Metazoa; Mollusca; Gastropoda; Lepetellida; Haliotidae
Exons: 4
Coding region: 113-550 (145 amino acids)
Source: RefSeq, a predicted model, not a curated record
CGCAUGACCCUCAGUCGACCUCGAGCCAAAUGGUUAGUCGCGCACCUGCUGACUAGAAUAGAAACGAACAGUCUCAGCUAUCUGUGAAGACACCAACACAACAAUCGCAGUCAUGCAGCUCCUCGCUCUUCCAGCUGUGUUCGUAUGUGCUUCAGCCUUCAUAUUUACAUCCACCACAGUAAACGAGAUCUACCAAGGGUAUCACUUCGAAGAGCACUCAUCACAUCGACUGUUGCUUGUCAGAGAUCAACUGAACUGCUACCUUGUCCGUAUGGAUGACGUCAUGGAACAGGCUCUUCUAGUCCCCAUGACCAGGCGUGCCGUCGAGGAUGAAGUCAUCGCCAAGAUUAACUCGAACACUGAAGUGACAGACGUCGGCAAGGACGACAUCAAGCACGACUUCCACGACUACCUGGCCGCUGCCCAGUGUGCCAACCUCGGCGUCCAUGUCGUAGCGUACACCUACGUGGCCACCGUCACCACGCCGCCAAUGAUGUCGUCUACAUAUAAUGCUAUUUCCGACGCCGUGCCUAUUGUCGAUGAUGUAUAAAUACAUCUUUGUCUGGGAUAGACUUGUAUACUCGGGAAAUAAAGGUAUUGUGACUGAC